UUGAUUGCCUGUUAGCUGUACGGUGGGUUGCCUACACGCCACCCUUCCUGUUCCAUUACAUUCCCCAAAAAGAUGAUUCCCUACGCAAAUUUAGGCAGUUUUGAAGCAACCCGCCGAUUUGAAACCGAAACGAAAAUUUUGAGGUUAGGUUGUGAAUAAUUCAAAAAAUUUAAUUAGUGGCCAUUGUUCCCGCAACCGCAGUGAAUUAAUUCGCACAAAACACUUUAUUAUGGACUAUUCUCGAGCACACUAUUUUCAUGCAACGCACAAACCACUAUCUUCAUCGUCGCAACGUUUUAACUGUGAAACCGCCAACAUCGAACUCUACUUCUGCAAAGACUGCCACUUCCAAACCGAACUCGCCCUUUCGUUGAAACAGCACCUUGAAAAACACACCAUUAAAAGCGAAAAUUCGCCCCUCGACGAGCACAAAAUCCAGAGGUAUGAGUGCAAAAAGUGCCCCUUUGAAACCCACUUUUUGAUGAAAUGGCUUCGACACAAAUCAGCGUGUUCCCGGAACGGGGAGGCCUCCACUUCGAACGUAACGUGGUACAAGUGUCACCAGUGCGACCGUAAAUACAAGAACCGGUCUUCGUUGAGUCAACACAAAAUCUCCAAACACUCGAAAGACGACGAGAUUUGUUGGUAUCAUUGCACGAAAUGCUCCUACAAAGCUAAACAAAACUGGCGGCUGAACAUCCACAUGAGGUCCCGGCAUCUGGACGAAAAAGAUAUUAAGUGGUACAAAUGUGACCAGUGCCCGUACAAAGCCAAACAAAAAGUGAGCUUGAAGGAUCACGUCAUCGCGCGACACUUAAAAGAGCAGGAAAUACAUUGGUUUCAGUGCACUUUGUGCCCGUACAAAGCUAAGAGGAAAAGUAGCUUGAAAACUCACAUAUAUCAGCUGCAUUCCAACGACAAAGACAUCAAGUGGUUCGAAUGUAAAAAGUGUUCAUACAAAUCUAAAAGAAAUUAUGAUUUAAAAUUGCACAUUGACGUGCGGCAUUUGGAUAAAAAGAUUGUUAAGUAUUUUAAAUGUGCGAAGUGUCCGUAUAAAGCUAAGCAGAAAACGUCGCUGGAUAAACACAUUAUUGCUCAACAUGUAGAUGAGCAAGAUGUCAAAUGGCAUACUUGUGAAAAGUGUCCAUAUAGGACUAAACACCACAGUAAUUUAAGAACGCACAUGAAUUUAAAUCAUUUAAGUGAAAACGCUAGCUGGUAUGAAUGUACGAUGUGUCCAUAUAAAACUAAGCUGAAGGGACAUUUGAAAAAUCACACUAAUGCACGUCAUGUGGACGAAAAAGAUAUUAAGUGGUUUGAAUGUAGAGCGUGUUCUUUCAAGUCUAGGUAUAAAUCGUGUUUGAAACGACACAUAAAUGCACGACAUGCGUCUGAGGUACUACUAAGUAAAGUAGAUUUGGAAGAAGUGAGGGUUAAUUGAGUACAUUCACAUUUUUUAUCUUGUUGUUGUGGACUAUAUUCACAUUUUUAGAUAUUUAUGGAAGUCAGGGAAGCCAUUACUGUAAAUUUUAGAUUUAAGUGAACUUUUACUACUUUACUUUUAAUCAGGUGUCAUAAAGUGGGUAUAAUUACAACCAGAAAUCUAUUUUAUUAAUAGUUUCUGGGUAAAAACAGUAGUUUGUAUAUUUUAUUAACGAUUGAUUGUUGUUGUGUCAAUUUUUGUCUUG
Molecule: messenger RNA, 1688 nt
Organism: Zophobas morio
Lineage: Eukaryota; Metazoa; Arthropoda; Insecta; Coleoptera; Tenebrionidae
Product: zinc finger protein 711-like
Exons: 2
Coding region: 230-1441 (403 amino acids)
Biological process (GO): regulation of transcription by RNA polymerase II
Molecular function (GO): DNA-binding transcription factor activity, RNA polymerase II-specific; RNA polymerase II transcription regulatory region sequence-specific DNA binding
Source: RefSeq, a predicted model, not a curated record